Molecule: messenger RNA, 1198 nt
Organism: Cygnus atratus (black swan)
Lineage: Eukaryota; Metazoa; Chordata; Aves; Anseriformes; Anatidae
Gene: SBSPON
Product: somatomedin B and thrombospondin type 1 domain containing
Exons: 5
Source: RefSeq, a predicted model, not a curated record
GCCGGGCCGGGCCGGGCAGGGCCGUACCACCGCCCCCCGCCCCCGCUGCCUGCCCGCCGAGCCCGCCCCGCGCCGCCGGGAGCCGGGAGCCGGGGCGGGGGUGCCGGUGGCGGCCGUCGGGGCGGCGCGGCGAUGGGCGGCGCGGCGCUGAGCGGGGCGCUGUGGCUGGGCCUGCUCUGGGCCGGGGCCGGGGCCGGGACCGGGGCCGGGGGGGGCUGCUCGGAGCGGUGCUGCGAGGGCCGGGACGCCGCCUGUGUCAGCAGCGGUUGGAGGGAGGACGGCGGCUACGGCAGCUGCUACUGCGACGGAGGCUGCCGGCGCGCCGGGGACUGCUGCCACGACCACGGCCAGGCGUGCCCCGCUCUUCCAUGCGUUGUCGGGGAGUGGAGUCACUGGAGUGGCUGUGCAGAGCAGUGCAAACCCAACCUACGACUACGUAGGCGCUACAUACAACAGGAACCUAAAAACGGUGGGGAACCUUGUCCUACUCUGGAGGAGAAGGCUGGCUGCCUGGAAUACCUGACUCACCAGGGACAGGACUGCGGACACGAACAUGUCCCUGCUUUCAUAACUACCUCUGAAUAUGGUAAAGAAAGAAAACGACAAGCAGCAUCUUCUGCCUGGUCCUCAGACAAAGAAGAAACUGGUUACUGUGUGGAAUUUAAAACUGAAUCACUUUCACACUACUGUGCUUUGGAGAAUCGGCCGUAUGCUCGAUGGAUGCAGUACCUGCGAGAAGGUCAUACUGUAUGCGUAGCUUGCCAGCCUCCAGCUAUGAACACUGACACUCAUCGUUGUUCUGGAGAUGGCCAUAAUGCAGAUGGAGGUAAAAUCUUACGCUGGGAAGCAGUUGGCAACUCUCGGUGCCAAGGAACCUGGAAGAAGAUUCGGCAACUGGAACAGUGUUCAUGUCCCCUUGUGCAUAGCUUUAUUUUUACGUAAAAGUUUAGAAGACCUUUAAAACAGCAACAACAAAAAAUGAGAAAAUUAACACCAAUGCCAGGAAACCUGCAUCUUUCUGCUGUAUUUUGUGGAGCCUAAAUGAACUUUAAAGGAGUCAAACUUUUGGAAGAAGUAUUUUGGGCAAAUCUCUUUGCCUGAAUACAAAAUGUUAAGACUGAUCUUUGUACUAGAAUGCUAUAAGCAAAUUCCUAUGUUUCUGUUUGUAAUUAAAGAGCUAAUGUUUGUAACCAUAGUA